This is a messenger RNA of Monosiga brevicollis MX1, 492 nucleotides long. RefSeq lists its product as uncharacterized. NCBI's taxonomy places the organism in Eukaryota, Choanoflagellata, Craspedida, Salpingoecidae. The transcript has 3 exons. Gene Ontology annotation, biological process: translation. Gene Ontology annotation, molecular function: structural constituent of ribosome. The coding region runs from base 1 to 492 and encodes 163 amino acids. The record is from RefSeq and is a predicted model, not a curated record. Gene Ontology annotation, cellular component: ribosome; mitochondrial large ribosomal subunit.
AUGCGUCACGGCAAGGCGUUCCGGCGCUUGGGACGCGGCUCAGCCCACCGCCGAGCCCUGCUGCGCAACCUUACCGAUUCACUGAUUCGCCAUGAGCGCAUCAAAACUACCUUGGCCAAGGCCAAGGAGCUGCGCCGCCCCGCCGAGCAGCUCAUCACUCUUGCCAAGAAGAAUACACCACACGCAGAUCGCAGCAUUCAGAGCUUCCUCUUCGACCAAAGCCUCAAGACCAAACUGAAAGAUGAGCUGGCCAAGCGCUUUGCUGAUCGUCCUGGCGGAUACACCCGUAUCAUGAAGGCCGGCUUUCGCAAACCAGAUAGCGCGCAGGUGGCCUACAUUGAAUACGUCGAUAACUCGCUUCCCAAGCUCAAACUUACCGCAGAAGACCUUGGUGUGUCCUGUCUGCUCCGACCCCAGAUUCGUCGCCCCCCAUAUGUCGAGUUUAUCAUUCUUCUCACUUUGCUGGUGCCGUUCUCCUUCCCUACCGCUUAG